This is a messenger RNA of Schistosoma spindalis, 777 nucleotides long. NCBI's taxonomy places the organism in Eukaryota, Metazoa, Platyhelminthes, Trematoda, Strigeidida, Schistosomatidae. The record is from the annotation of a GenBank genome assembly.
AUGAAUAACUCCGCCUGGAGCCCCUCUGGUGCUACUACUACUACACCUACUACUACUACUACUACUACUACUACUACUACUACUACUACUACUACUACUACUACUACUACUACUACUACUACUACUACUACUACUACUACUACCACUACUACCACUACUACUACUGCUACACCUACGACUUCUACUACUGCUACACCUACGACUACUACUACUACUACUACUACCACUACUAUGACUACGACUACGACUACUACUACUGCUACACCUACUACUACUACUACUACCACUACUACGACUACUACUACUACCACUACUACGACUACUACUACUGCUACACCUACGACUACUACUACUACUACUACUACGACCACGACUACUACUACGACUACUACUACCACUACUACUACUACUACUGCUACUACCACUACUACUACUGCUACACCUACGACUUCUACUACUGCUACACCUACGACUACUACUACUACUACUACCACUACUAUGACUACGACUACGACUACUACUACUGCUACACCUACUACUACUACUACUACCACUACUACGACUACUACUACUACCACUACUACGACUACUACUACUGCUACACCUACGACUACUACUACUACUACUACUACUACGACCACGACUACUACUACGACUACUACUACCACUACUACUACUACUACUACUACUACUACUACUACUACUGCUACUACUGUCAGUAUCACAAUCGCUAUUAUUAUUAUGAUUACUACCAACGGUAAUAAUAACAAAAGAUAA